Molecule: messenger RNA, 1726 nt
Organism: Diorhabda carinulata
Lineage: Eukaryota; Metazoa; Arthropoda; Insecta; Coleoptera; Chrysomelidae
Product: sialin-like
Exons: 8
Coding region: 189-1709 (506 amino acids)
Biological process (GO): monoatomic anion transport; transmembrane transport
Cellular component (GO): plasma membrane
Molecular function (GO): transmembrane transporter activity
Source: RefSeq, a predicted model, not a curated record
UGUAAAAGAUAAAACCUUGCCAGGUGAAACGCUAAGUUAGAUAUAGGAAAAUGAACAAUACAGUUUCAAGAGCUCGAUGAAGUGAGAAGUGCCAUUUACCAUAUGGUAGUUGGCAUGCAAUACCUAAGUAUUCGAAUAGCAAUUAACAAAAUUUGUUGUGGUGCUAUAAAAGUGACCUGUCCUCGAAGAUGAUCCAAAAAAUGGAAGGGGGCAACGUGCGAAACGACGAUGAAAGCGGAGACGAGCAAUUAAGUUCUCUAGAAUCAAUGGGAAGUCUAUGGACCUUUUGGAGAAUGAGAAGAUAUAUUGUUGCAGUACUGGCUUUUCUAGGAUUCUUUACGUCUUACGCUUUGCGUGUAAAUUUGAGCAUCGCUAUUGUAGCUAUGACUGAAUAUAGAAACUUUACUUUAGAAAAUGGAACCGUCAUUAGAACAAGAGAUUUUGACUGGGAUACACAACUACAAGGUUAUAUACUUAGUUCAUUUUUUUACGGCUAUAUAACAACUCAACUUCUUGGUGGAUUGUUGGCGGCGAAAUAUGGUGGAAAAAGAGUGUUUGGUGUCGGCAUUGCCGUUACGGCGGCUUUAACUUUAGUUACCCCUUGGAUUGCACAAACAAGUGUUUACUUUUUGCUAGCUGUAAGGAUAAUUGAGGGAAUUUUCGAAGGUGUCACUUAUCCAUGUAUCCACGCAAUUUGGGCUAAGUGGGCGCCUCCAGUAGAAAGAAGUCGUUUAGCAACAAUCGCUUUUUCUGGUAGUUAUGUAGGUACUGUAGUAUCAAUGCCUUUAUGCUCAAUAUUAGCUUCUGCACUAGGAUGGCAGAGCAUCUUCUAUUUUUUUGGUACAGUUGGUAUUAUUUGGUGUCUUUUGUGGAUGACUUUGAUAACGGAUUCUCCCGAAGAUGAUCCAAAAAUAACAAAAAAAGAAUUGAGCUACAUCAUCAAUUCUCUUGAAGCAAAAAGUAAUAAGAAAAUGAAAAUUCCUUGGUGCUCUUUCUUAACAUCAAUGCCUGUUUGGGCGAUAACUGUGUCGCAUUUCUGUGAAAAUUGGGGAUUUUAUACCAUGUUGACGCAAUUACCCAAAUUCAUGAAACGUGUAAUGAACUUUGAUCUGAACGCAGCUGGAUUUAAUUCAGCAUUACCGUAUUUACUAAUGGCUAUAAUGACUCAAUUUUCCGGCCAUUUCGCCGAUUGGUUUAUAGUCAAAAGAAUUUUAAGCGUCACUCAGGUCAGAAGAAUUUUCAAUUGUAGCGGGUUUCUCGCCCAGACUGUAUUUAUGAUGACCGCUACCUAUUGGUUGACACCUGCCGGUGCCACGUUCUGUAUUACUAUGGCUGUAGGUCUAGGUGCUUUCGCUUGGGCAGGAUUCAGUAUCAACCACUUAGACAUCGCUCCUCAGUAUGCUAGUAUAUUGAUGGGUUUUGGAAAUACCUUUGCCACUAUACCCGGUAUUGUUAGUCCAAUAAUAACUGGGUAUUUGGUUACAGACGAGACUAAUGUAGAUGAAUGGAGGAUAGUUUUCUAUAUUUCGUCAGGGCUCUACUUAUUUGGAGCCGUUUUCUACGGAUCCUUCGUAUCUGGCGAACUUCAGCCAUGGGCGAAAGAAACAGAGCCACUCAGUACCAACAAAGACAACUACGGCGCAUCUAAAACAGAAAAAGAGCAAUCCUAUUAUGAUAACAACAGUUUUGUGUCGGAUAAAUAUAAUUAGUAUUACUCUGAGUACAA